UUCACAAUUGGCAUCCGUGCGCUGGAGGCUCUCCCUUGGCCGGUACGGUACCUGCUCCUUUUGCUUCUCGGGGAGGGCUUGAAGCCGGAACGCUCGUCCCGUGGGCUUGCCUUCAGUGGGGGACAAGCGUGAAUCAUCCUCGCUAGCAGAGCUUAGUCAGGGCGGGUGGUUGGAGAAGCCGCCGGAAAGACAAGCUUUUCUCUCCCCCCCCCUUCUGUCUGUCUCGCUCUGAAAUCUGGAAGUGAAGCUUGGGAGGGAGGCGGAAGCGCGCUCUCCUCGCGUUGGGAGAAGAACUCGAUCCACGCCCCAGGCAGGCAGAUAGAGAAGGCCUUUCCUGUGAGCCCCGAGCCAUCUCGGACGGUCCUAGCCCGGGUGUCCACCCCCACCUCCCAGCGCGCGGCUGAUGUGCACGAAGAUGGAGCAGCUUUUCUACCCUGACUCCUUUUUCUCCGGCUACAGCCAGGACUACAAGGCGCUGAAGUCGGGCAUGGCUUUGAACCUGUCGGCCGAGCCGUUCCGCGGCCUGAAGUCCCAGCUUCCCCAUCACCUCCGCGGCCAAGAAGACAGCCCCGCUGGCUACUUUCCGGGCUCGCUUCAGCAACAGUCGGCUGAAACGGCGAGCUCCUCGCUUAAGCUGGCUGCCCCGGAGUUGGAGCGCCUUAUAGUUCAGAACAGCAACGGCGUGAUCACCACCACUCCCACGCCCCCGGGACAAUACUACUACCCGCGGGGAGCCACCGAAGAGCAAGAAGGCUUCGCUGACGGCUUCGUCAAGGCGCUGGAUGAUCUCCAUAAGAUGAACCACAUGCCACCCCCCAAUGUUUCGAUCGGGGCCGCGGUAGCAGCUUCGUCGGCCAGUAGUGGCUAUGGUGCUUCCCUUCCUCAGGAGCCGCCUCCGAUCUACACCAACUUGACCAGCUAUAACCCCACCGGCUCCCUGAGUACUACGUCCAGCUUCCCCAGUGCCAACCUGAGCUACAUGCCGCAGCCUCACGGCCUAGCUUUGCCCCACCCCGCGCGGGGCUUCAAAGAGGAGCCCCAGACUGUGCCGGAUGUGCAAAGCCCGCCCGUGUCUCCCAUUAACAUGGAAGAUCAGGAGCGCAUCAAGGUGGAGAGGAAGCGGCUGCGCAACCGCCUGGCCGCCACCAAAUGCAGGAAGAGGAAGCUGGAGCGCAUCGCUCGGCUGGAGGACAAGGUGAAGAGCUUAAAGAACGAGAACGCGGGACUGUCUAACACUGCCAGCGCGCUCCGAGACCAGGUAGCGCAGCUGAAGCAGAAAGUAAUGAAUCACGUGAACAACGGCUGCCAGCUCCUCUUGACGACCAAGAUGCAGCAGUCCUUCUGAUGCGGUGAGGAACCGGGCAGAUCGCCGUCAUCUCAAAGACUUUUUCCGCCG
Molecule: messenger RNA, 1396 nt
Organism: Crotalus tigris (Tiger rattlesnake)
Lineage: Eukaryota; Metazoa; Chordata; Lepidosauria; Squamata; Viperidae
Gene: JUNB
Product: JunB proto-oncogene, AP-1 transcription factor subunit
Exons: 1
Coding region: 404-1345 (313 amino acids)
Biological process (GO): regulation of transcription by RNA polymerase II; regulation of cell population proliferation; regulation of cell cycle
Cellular component (GO): transcription regulator complex
Molecular function (GO): RNA polymerase II cis-regulatory region sequence-specific DNA binding; DNA-binding transcription factor activity, RNA polymerase II-specific; transcription factor binding
Source: RefSeq, a predicted model, not a curated record